GAUUGGAUGAGCAAUCAAAGUUUUUUUUUGUAUCCAUCCCUAGACACCUUGAGCCCAGGCUGACACAACACAUCUUGCGUUAUUUGCGUGGGCCUGUAGCGGUGUUGUGCUCGUCGUCUUCUCGUCGGUGAUGGAAAACACCCGCUGUUUUGCCAACCGCUUCUCCGACUACAAAGGUGCGCUUCUCCCAGGCCAAGGCGCCGAAACUGUGGUGCCCGCCGUCAUCGCCACCGUUGACAAAAUCCUUAAAAAGGUUCCCCUGGACUCCAGCGACUGCGACGGAGGGCUGUACGAUGGGCCGGCCGGGGUGGCCUACAUGUUGUUUCAUGUCAGCGAGUGCGCUUUGUUCUCCGAGCAGAGGGACGCCUAUCUCAAGACAGCCAAGCAGAUCAUCGACGUGUCCGUGAGAUAUGUGGACGCGGAGCAGGACAAAAACAUGCGUGCCGCCUUCCUCCUCGGCGGGGCGGGCAUCUACGCGGUCGCGGCUAUGAUCUACAAAUCCAUGGGCUUGGCUGAUUUCGUUAAGCCCCUGACCAAAUUUCGUAACCUGUGGGAGGUGUGCGCGCCCAUCAGUUUUCUGGAGUGCGGCUCGGAUGAGCUGUUUGUGGGACGGGCAGGGUACCUGUGCGCUGCCCUGGUCCUCAAACAGAAGCUGGGCAUAGAGAUUCUGAGCAAGGACCAGAUUAAGUCUAUUUGCCAUGCCAUCAUUGAGUCGGGAAAACAAUAUGCCAGGAGAAAGAGAAAGCCUUUCCCCCUCAUGUACUCCUACUAUGGAACGGAGUACCUUGGUGCAGCCCACGGCCUCUCGUCAGUGCUGCAGAUGCUGCUGUGCUACCAGGACGUGCUCAGCGCGUCAGAAAAGGACCUGGUGUGGCAAAGUGUCGACUUCCUGAUGAACCAGGAGCAGAACUGCAACUGGCCUGCAGAGCUGGGCGCCAUGAUCGAGAGGGAGAACGAACUGGUGCACUGGUGCCACGGAGCACCAGGUGUGGCAUAUCUUUUUGCAAAAGCCUAUCUGAUCAAUAAGAAACCUCAGUAUCUGGACACAUGUAUCCGCAGUGGUGAGAUGGUGUGGCAGAAGGGUUUGCUGAAGAAGGGACCGGGGAUUUGUCAUGGCGUUGCAGGCAGUGCUUAUGUCUUCCUCUUGCUCUAUCGCCUCACAGGCAACUCCAAAUAUAUCUACCGUGCUCAAAGGUUUGCUGAGUUCCUGUACACCGAGGAGUUCAAAGCAGGCUCUUGCUCGGUGACCAGUGUUUACAGUCUCUUUGAAGGCCUGUCAGGGACAGUUUGCUUCCUGGUCGACCUCCUGCAGCCCGACCAAUCAGAGUUCCCUCUUUUUAGUGUCUUUGUUUGAACGGACCCAGGGUCACUGGCAUUCGCUGGCCUCAUCAGACAUCAUUCUCUCUCUCCUUUCCCUCAACUUAACAACUAGACUGGCAAAAAGUUAGUAUUUUAGAUUGUAGAUUUAAUUGGUUAUUAGAACAGGUGUGGAGGGAUGGAUGGUAUCUGUGUGGGGUUCAGAAGAUGACAUUUGGUCUAAGCCUGGCUUAGAGUAGAAUAUGUUAUCGUUUUGUCUCUAGUAUGAAGUGGAUGUUCAGCUUCUAGGCUUCAGUAUAUUUAUUUCACUUAACAUUACUCACUUCACUUUACAGUGUAGGCAGUUGCACUAAAACCUGUGUGUUGGGAGUUUUGGAGGUGGUAUGCAGCUUUGGUGGAUGAAUUGCAGCAUACUCUGCCUUGAUGCUGCUCUCAGGUCAGAAAAACACACAGCAUAGAUGUAUCUAAAAAAAGAAAAAAGGUAGUUGCACCUAAUUCACGCAAAACCGACU
Messenger RNA from Myripristis murdjan (pinecone soldierfish), 1829 nucleotides. Its product is annotated as lanC-like protein 3. NCBI's taxonomy places the organism in Eukaryota, Metazoa, Chordata, Actinopteri, Holocentriformes, Holocentridae. Gene Ontology annotation, biological process: carbohydrate metabolic process; peptide modification. The record is from RefSeq and is a predicted model, not a curated record. The coding region runs from base 131 to 1354 and encodes 407 amino acids. The transcript has 5 exons. Gene Ontology annotation, cellular component: plasma membrane.